Messenger RNA from Daldinia caldariorum, 1198 nucleotides. Its product is annotated as putative GPI anchored dioxygenase. Bases 67 to 1182 code for a protein of 371 amino acids. The record is from RefSeq and is a predicted model, not a curated record. The transcript has 3 exons. Lineage: Eukaryota; Fungi; Ascomycota; Sordariomycetes; Xylariales; Hypoxylaceae. Gene Ontology annotation, molecular function: ferric iron binding; oxidoreductase activity, acting on single donors with incorporation of molecular oxygen, incorporation of two atoms of oxygen.
GGAAGCCUAUGUUUCCUUCUUCGUAUCCCGCCUAGUUCACCCCCGAAAGGAAGAAAUAGGUGCGCAAUGGUGUUCGUGUCCUCGCUCACUGCCACUUUGGCCGUUGCAUUGACGUUAAACCCCUUGGCGGUCCUCGGACACCCGGGAGAAAAGUAUGGAAAGCGAGAAGCGCUCGAGGAGAUGGGUAAUGCCUUUGUCGUCAACAAGAUGAACACGAGGGCUCUUGAGGCAUGUCAGAAUUCUCCCGCGGUAAAAGCUCGUAAAGAACGUGCCCUUGCUCGACGUGCGGAGAAAUUCGCGCAGCUUCGUCGUGAUAAAGGCAUUGAAGAUGCACCAUGGCUCCACCGACGUGACGCGGCAUCCCUCAGGAAAUGGGCCGCCCUAUCGCACAACAAGACGGGCGCGCUAGACUUUUCCAAGGAGACGCCCAGCAAGGACAUCUUCGGGUCGAACACGAGCUGCGUGCUGACGCCGGACAACGCCAACGGGCCGUACUUCGUGUACCAGGAGCACAUCCGCAGCGACGUGGUGGAGGGCACGGUCGGGGUGCCGAUGCACCUGGAGCUGCAGUUCAUCGACGUGCAGACGUGCGAGCCGGCGGCCGGCGUGCUGAUCGACACGUGGUCGUGCAACGCGACGGGGGCGUACAGCGGCGUCAGCGCGCGGGGCGAGGGCGGGCUGGGCACCACGUUCCUGCGGGGCGUGCAGCCGGUGGACGGGGACGGCGUCGUCAACUUCGACACCGUCUUCCCGGGCCACUACCAGGGCCGCGCCACCCACCAGCACCUGAUCGCGCACGUCGGCUCCGAGGUGCUCCCCAACGGCACGUACACGGGCGGCCGGGUGGCGCACCUCUCGCAGCUGUUCUUCGACCAGACGCUGCGCGACGCGGUCGAGGCCACCGCGCCCUACAGCACCAACCGCAUCCCCAAGACGAGCAACCUCCAGGACUGGUUCACCGGGUACGCCGCGACGGCCGAGUACGACCCCUUCCCCAACUACAUCCUGCUCGGCAACAAGCUCGAGGACGGGCUGUUCGUCUGGGCCGAGCUCGGCCUGAACACGUCGUCGAAUUGGGAUCAUUACGCCCCGUAUGCGUCGACCUGGAAGGAGGGAGGCGGCUAUGAUAACCCCGCCUUUGACUUCUGGGCCGUUGCUAGCCCGCCGCCGACGCAUGGUUGAGACUUUUGGUGGUGCG